AUGACCUUUUCCCUUCUUGGCAAUCAUCUAGAGACCACAACCACGGCGAAAUCUGGUGGCCUCCACGUGCGAGGUCACCAUGGCGCUGACAUAGAAUACCAAGAAGCCGUGGCCAGCGCCGCGUUCACCCAAGGAUCGCCUUCUCGUCACCUUCUGACAGCCUUCGACGUGGACACUGCUCUGGGCACCACCAGCGUGAGCGCGUCCACAAGCACACAGCAUUCCGUCAUCUCACUGUUCCUUCCCAUGGGCAGCCCGGAUCAAAUCGAGGCCUCCAUCGUCUCCGCGUCUCCGAACGAAACUGCUUUUGCUUUGGGAUGUGCGGCCAAUGCAACUAGCUCAUCUGCUUGCUACUGGGACACCGAUAUCACCGUAACAGAAGGCGAGAGUACCGUCAUCUGGACAAAUACACACGCUGGGGAGGGGGCUGCAAGCGUUACAAUUCCCCCCAUGACCAUGGAAUGCGCAUUGGUAGGAGCCCACACCACAGAGACCCCCAUUCAUGGUGCCAGCUCGGCCAUUUGCACUGCAAGAUCCACGAUUCCAGGCCUUGGCAUUGCAGCCAGCACCUCUGUGCUUGCUAGUGUUGACAUCAAAUACGUCCCCGUGACUGUCACGGCUGGAGUGGAGAAGAUCAUGGCUGCUUCUGCGUACGCCACCACCGCUGUCUCCAAAACUUCGACCAGUUCCGCCGGUGCAGCUGCCAUGACCGACAUGGCAUUGAUUGGUUUCAGUGGUGCUGCCGGACUCGGUGUUGCUAUGCUCGGUAUGCUUUGAAUUUUCCGAGAGCAUGUUCUGCAUGUUCAGGAUUGAUCUGCGCCGAGGUUCAACAAGAUAUCGUGCAGUUGAAGAUCUUGCUCGCUUACCGAAGCCUGUGCACCGCGAGCGCCAGUUGUUUUGUGCGCUGAAAGUCUGUCAGCCUUCAGUCGACUUCCAGAAGGCUGUUGGGCGGGUCCCGAGGGUGAGGCGUUCGAGGUGGGGAUGGAGAGGCCAUCGUGGUGGAAUCGUGCUCGACCUGUCUGUUGGUGCUGAUGCAAACGAACAGCGCACCAGUGCGAACCUACAACUCAUAUACUGGUCGCAGCCUGUGACUGUAUUCUACUUCUGGUGUCUUCCAGGCUUCGCCUACCACGCCGUGAACAACCAACACAAGCCAACAUCCUGCGAUCUCGUGGCUUCGAACGCCGACGCGGGCUACUCAAAGGCUGGAGAUCGAUUCUGCUCCAUCUUGAGCCAUCGUGGAGCGCUUUUCUCAGCCUGGCUGCGAAAUAUGAGCGCUUCGCGCUCCAAAUCCAACUGGACCCACUAUAAAUUGCGGCUCAGCCCGCUCCCAAAAUAGCGAAGGAUCCAGACACAACAAGUACACCACACCCGCCUACACUGCAGACGAGGUCUGGCCGUCACUGGCUUAUGGGAUGUGGUAUACGUCGAGGAUUACGGCACGACAGCCUCUCCAUCCGUGCGCGCUCUGCCGCGAUCGCAUCCUACAAGGCUAUAAAAAUUGCGGCAGUUCCUAAACGACAGGUAGCGAAGUGCUACCGAUCAUGGGAUCCUGCAAGCCAAUACAAUUUAGGAUCGAUGGAUCUGGCCUGAAUUCCUCUGGUAGAGUAUGCUGCUGCCGGCACAGGGCUCUCCUGGGUGGUUGUAGGGACCACCUAACGUAAUGCUUAAACGCAGUUACCGAAGAGAUUACCAUGGACUACCCAUUUCCAUUCGCAGCAGCAUCAGGUUCCUCUAGGAGACCGUGACUAUAGACAAUAAAUGAAUAUAACGCAGUUCAACUUGGCGAUUUGAAUCAUAGAUCUCAAUAACAGAAAACAGGAAAUGUGUUCACGAUGCUGCCUUACGGUGAUAGACGUACCAGCAGAAACACCACUAAUUUCAUUGACCUACGAUCAUUUCUUGGCGUCGAAACGGGACCCCUAUGGCCUAUGGCCAGGAGGUGAAGGUAUAGCAAAGCGGUACAUACCAAG
Messenger RNA from Sphaerulina musiva SO2202, 1973 nucleotides. RefSeq lists its product as uncharacterized. The transcript is spliced from 5 exons. NCBI's taxonomy places the organism in Eukaryota, Fungi, Ascomycota, Dothideomycetes, Mycosphaerellales, Mycosphaerellaceae. The record is from RefSeq and is a predicted model, not a curated record. Bases 1 to 777 code for a protein of 258 amino acids.